Owenia fusiformis is the source of this 2983-nucleotide messenger RNA. NCBI's taxonomy places the organism in Eukaryota, Metazoa, Annelida, Polychaeta, Sabellida, Oweniidae. The record is from the annotation of a GenBank genome assembly.
AGCUCUCUAAAGGGGAGGCUUAAAAAUGGCACAUGUGAAAGAAUUGGAAGAAAUUUUGUCCAAAUUAAAUGUCCCGGACAAUGAAAUCAUCAGUCAGGCUACAGCACAUCUUCGAGAACUUUUCAAAGAUCCUGGGAUAGUACCUGCAUUGUGCACAAUACUUGCAUCAUCGCAAAAUGCUCAGGUUAGACAGACAUCUGCUGUGCUGAUACGUCGAAAGGUGGAAAAGGCGAGCCAAUGGCGCAAUAUUACCCCUGAUAUAGCCCAGAACAUUCGUCAAAAUCUUCUACAAGUGCUGGUACAGGAACCAGAAAAAUCAGUGCGGAACUCGAUAGCCCAGAUUGUAGCAGCAGUUGCCAAACAUGACCUCCCAGAAUCAAGAUGGCCGGAACUUUUCCAAUUUCUUGAGCAGACGACGGGAAGUGCUGAUCCAGCUCAAAAAGAGGUGGGGAUGUUUGUAUUAAGCUCAGUUGCAUCAGUGGCUGCAGAACAGUUGAAGCCAAUGUUCAGUACACUACUGACUCUAUUUGAUAAUGCACUAGAUGACAGGUCCAAUCCUUUGGUUCCUUUUUAUGCAAUUCAGUGUAUGACAUAUUUUGUCUUUCUGGUGGGAACAGAGGAACUGAAAAUCUUUUCAUCCCUUUUACCAAAGGUGAUCCAAGUGAUCCACAAUCUCCUUGCUGUUGAUGAGGAGAAAGCAUGUGAGGCUAUGGAACUAUUUGAUGAGCUUGUGGAGUGUGAAGUGUCUGUUGUGGCCCCACACAUCAAAGCUAUCAUGCAACUCUGUCUACAGAUUGCAGGUAAAAAUGAUUUGGAAGAAGCUACCAGAGUGAAGGGAAUGUCAUUCAUCAGUUGGCUUACACGGUUAAAGAAAAAGGCAAUCUUGAAAUACAAACUGGUGAACCCCAUAUUGAACGUGCUGUUCCCAAUAAUGUGCACACCCCCUGAUGAUGAAGAUGAUGAUGAUACUUACACAGAACAAGCAGAAACUACAAACCCAGCUGCAUUUGCUGCAACAGUGAUUGACACUAUGGCUUUGCAUCUUCCCCCCGAGAAACUCAUCCCUCAGCUGAUGACCUAUAUAGAACCAGCUCUUCAAAGUGAAGAUAAGUUCCGCAAAAAAGCAGCGUUUAUAACCAUGGCAGUGAUAUCAGAGGGCUGUGCAGAUAACAUACGACAAAAACAUCUACAUGGUCUUCUACAAUGUACCUAUAAAGGAAUGUCUGACAGUGAAGUUGUGGUCAGAAAUGCAGCAAUGUUUGCUUUGGGGCAGUUUUCAGAGUUUUUACAGCCUGACAUCAGUAAGUAUGCAGCUGAAUUACUUCCUGUUCUGCUGGAUUACAUUACUAAAGUGAUCCAAGAGUCCAUACAGACAAAGAAAGACACGUCUGGCACAACCAAGACAUUCUACGCAUUAGAAAUGUUCUGUGAAAAUUUAGAUAAAGACAUCCUGACAUACCUACCCAAAGUAAUGGAACACCUGAUCACAGCCCUAGAGGCUGACACAACCGUACAUGUGAAGGAACUGGCUAUCAGUGCAAUAGGAGCAACAGCUAAUGCUGCCAAGGAGGCUAUGUUUACAUACUUUGAUGCAGUAAUGAAUAGCUUAAAACCAUACUUGGACAGACCUCAUACUAAUGAAGAUGAGUUGAAGCUGCAAACGCAAGCAAUAGACACUCUAGGGGUUCUCUCAAGAACACUAGGAGAACAAUUCCUGCCACUUUGUCCCCAAUGUGUCAAUUUUGGUUUGACCUUGCUACAAGAUGCAACUGACCCUGAUCUAAAGAGAAGCAUCUAUGGUAUGUUUGCUGCCAUGUCUUGUCUCCUGAAGUUUGAAAUGUCCCAGUACCUUGCUCGUAUGGUUGCCCCUAUGUUAGAAUCAAUGCAGUCCACAGAGGGAAUCACUGUUCAUGUUAAUGAAGAAGAGACAAAGGUGUAUAAUCUAUUUGAUGAAGAAGAUAUAUCAGGAGAAGAUGAUGACAACUCUAAAGAAGAGGAAGGUGUUGCUGGAUACAGUGUCGAGAAUGCAUACCUUGAGGAGAAGGAAGAUGCUUGUACAGCACUGGGUGAACUGGCUGUUAACACAGGGGUAGGAUUUAUGCCUUAUAUGGAAAAAUGUUACACAGAAGCAACAAAACUUUUGGAACAUCCCGCCUCAACAAUAAAACGUGGUGCUGUGACAUCUAUUGGCCACUUCUGUAUUGCAUUGAGCAACGUCAUAACUGAAUCUCACACUAAGGAAGGACAGGCUGCCCUUAGUAACAUGCUGUCUACAUGUGUGCCAAAAUUCAUCACCAUGGUGAGACAGGACUCAGACCGUCAAGUUGCUAUGACAACGCUAGAGACCAUCCAAGAAAUGCUGGAAAAGAUCAAGGCUCCAGUGCUGGAAGGUCAAGGUCAUCUGGAGGAAUUGUGUGCUUGUCUAAAAGAAGUCUUACUUUUGAAGACGGCCAGCCAGGAUGAAAAUGAGGCUGAUAAUGAGUUGGAUGACCAACAGGCAGAGCAUGAUGAAAUGUUGAUAGAGAAUGCUGGUGAUGUCAUACCUGCUAUCGCCAAGGUGAUUGGUGGAGAGGCAUUUGCACCUUAUUUUGCAGCGUUUCUCCCAGAACUGCUGAAACGACUGAAACGCACAAGCACAAUUGCAGAGAAAUCAUUUGCUAUGGGCACAUUGGCUGAAAUGGUAGAUGCAUCAGGAUCUGCCGCUUCCAUGUGUGUCGGCCAUCUUUACCCAGUGUUCCUCAGUGGCUUAAAGGAAGAUGACGAGGAAGUUCGAAGUAAUGCCGUAUAUGGUCUUGGUGUCUUGGCUGCAAACGGUGGAGAAGCAUGUGCUGUACACUACCCAGCUAUUUUGAAGUCAUUGUUUGACUUAGUUACCAGGGAGACAGAUAAGAGAGUUGCUGAUAAUGUUUGUGCAGCUGUGUGUAGAAUGAUCUUAGCUAACCUCAAUAUGGUUCCUUUAACAGAGGUGAGUCACAUACUCUAA